Sitophilus oryzae (rice weevil) is the source of this 5365-nucleotide messenger RNA. It is a transcript of the gene tinc, whose product is annotated as protein tincar. The coding region runs from base 253 to 3189 and encodes 978 amino acids. The record is from RefSeq and is a predicted model, not a curated record. NCBI's taxonomy places the organism in Eukaryota, Metazoa, Arthropoda, Insecta, Coleoptera, Curculionidae. The transcript is spliced from 16 exons.
GACACGCGGACUGUGCGGAAAGUUCAUCCUGCUGUUCAGAUAUUUGGCGUCGGAGUUUUCCACCAAAUCGGUGUGAGUUUCGGGAAAAUUUUGACUGAAAAUUUCACGGAUUUUUUCUUUCGCUCGCGUCGGAUUGGACUUAAAACUUUAUAGUGUGUUUUAGUGGACAGAUUUUUAGUUUUUUUGGUUUAUUAUAGUUGGUUUUAUUAGUAAACAAUAUGGCUUCCACGACCGACGGUAGACUUGGCAACGAUGCACACCUCCGUAUCGCCCACCCCUACCAAAUUCGACGAUAAUCAUGAGGUGAAGAAAAUCAAGGAGAUCAAGAAAAUGAGCGAGUCAAGUAAAUCAAGCAAGGGCACGUACCAGGCGAUCAAGUCGUGCGAUGCCGAUUCAAGCACGAGCGCUGUGGCCACGAAAAAAUCAAAGAAAAAAGGUGGAGUGCACUUGAAUAAUCUGUGGUCGAUAUGGUACGGGGUGUUCUGUACUGGAGUGCAGGGGUAUUUGGCUUACAAGUGUUUGAAGAAAAUAUUGGGAUAUUCUGUAUUGUCUUGGCCUGAUGGAUUGCCUUACUUUGAGCUGAAUUGCAGUUUGGGUCUCAACGGAGCAGUCUUUCUUCUAUUGCCAAUCUUUUUCUCUGUGGCAAUACUAAAGAUAGGCAACCUGGCUAAUGAUGGUUACAAACUCGGCCGGCAGAUGUCCAUGUGCAGCAGGGAGCCUCCUGAAAUCCUUACUACAGGAGGGGGCUGCGGGUUGUUUCGAUACGGGGGUCCUACAGCUCCAUUCAUUCAUAUAGCCAUCUCAUUCUGUCUGCUGAUUCCCAAACUACUGAUGGAGGCCAAAAUGAUCGAGGCAGGAUUUCUACCUCAAGAAUACGUCUGGCACACAGACCUGGACUUCUUGAUAUCACACCGGGACCGAUCGGUGGUUUUGAGUUUUGUCUCGCCGAGCAGCGCUAACUUUACACCGUCUCCAGCUCCUUUGACAGUGGACCAAGCCAACACUAAGCCUGACGCCAUGGCAUUUACUAGUGCCAACGUCACUCACACAGUGAUGAAGACUUUGAAAGAUAUCAUUGGACAUGAGAAUCACACGUUCGAAGUCACUGACAGUGAAGGUCCUCUAGGAUCAUCUUUAUCCCUGGAAUACAUUAACCUAGUGCUGGCAUUAGUUAUAUACUCCAUACGAUAUCCAGCUUUAUUCUGGUCCACCAACAAAUGCCUGGGUUUGAUAUUUUCUUUCCAACUUCUCAUCAAUGGUCUUCAUACUAUAAUAUCUUACUCUGGCAUGAGCAUAUUAUACAAAAUUCAUGUAGCCAACUUAUGGACAUCUCUGCCACUGUUGCAACAUAGUCCAAGACUGUACAAAAAUUUCGAUCGUGCAACACCGUUUUUGCUCAACGCCGAAGUAACAUUUGCACUAUUUAUGUUGUCCACCCUGUUAGUUCUCGCUUCCAGCGUUGUCAUGUAUUUUUACGGACAUACCAGAUUCACGUCAUUUCUGAAUCGUCAACGUGACAAAAAGCUCAUAACCUUAAAAACAUCCUCUGGAAAUGCCUGGACUUACUUCACACACUGCGCGGCAUUCUGCGUUCUGAUCUCCAUAGGUAUUUGCAACGCCCCCCUGAUCCACGAUCAUACAGUGGUGUACAGGGGAAGUCUGGAUGACGUGACGCUCAUCUGCAUCAUCGCAGGCAUCCUUCACUUGUUUUUCUGGAUCGUCAUUUGGCUGUUCCUGACCGUCAAGCAGGCGUGGACAUUUAAAAUAAGAAUUACGAUUGGUCAAGCUACAGUACGAGAAUCUCGUUCCCUGCGUCUGGUCCACGAUGUCCAUCUCAGCAACCAUCGUACCGAGGAAACGGUACAACAGCAACCCUUGCUGGUAAUUGGUAACGGUCGUACCUACACUGUGUCGGAAACAUCGCCCAAGAAGGCCAUCAUGGGUGUCAUCCAGAAAGCUGCUUUGAUCAAGAAGUCAAAAAGUAAUGGCUCGAUAACAACAAACGACGACAGUGAUGACCAAAUUUACUGGCUCAGACCAGCUUUAGUACCAUCCCUGAACUCACCGGACAGUUCCAAGUACUUCUGCUGGUUCAAGAAACGACCCAAGCAGAAAGUGACCUUCAACGAACUGUCAAAUACCACGAUCACCCGCAAUAAAUCCAGUGUUAGGAGAAGUGUGAUACCGGGAAUGGAUGAGGAUGAUGGUGACUAUGCCACUCUUAGAGAACUGCCUUUACCGCCCUCUGUAUCGCAGAGAUUAAGCAAUGGAGAAGACACUGCUAGUGAAGAAGGAAAGCUUCUUGCCUGUGUUCACGAUGAGCACAUCACAUACGCCAGCACAAAUCAAGAUUUCACACCUCCUGUCGUCUAUGAGGAUCCCAGUCCGCUGCUUGAACCCGUAGUGGUUCAUACUAAUUUCGAAACUCCACAAACUUCUGGAAGCGUUAGAAUACUACGAAGGUCCGACUCUGGAAUAAUGGCACAUGAGGAACUACCCGGAAGAUCAGAUUCUAUCAGUACCGAGUGUUCAGCUUCUCCUCCAGAACCUCCAGGAAGCAGCCAUAGCGAAUCGUCCAGUGGCGUCCACUCUAAUGACAGUACUGAUCCGCCAUCCGUCAUUAAACAGCCUCUGACUAAAAUUGACUGGAAAUCAAGUGACACCGAUAACUGUCAGGCAGCCAACCUGAUAAACCUCGACGUGGAGUCGCAGCAGCCCGAGAGCACGGUUGUUAUCAGACGAAAAUCCAUUAGGCCCAAUCCGAACGAGGGGGUUCCAGAUGCCAUACUGAAAGAAGACCCUUAUGGAAGAGCUACAAAUAUGCGUAUGACUUCGUUCACUGACCACAAAGGCAUACAGUCGUCUUCGGCGACGUUGCCACAUUAUCCUACGCAACCGAGCAUUCAAAAUGCUUAUCCGAACUGUUCAACUAUGCCACUGCCACAGCAUACCUCAGGAAACAUACCACAGCCAAUGACGAAUGGAAACAGCUGUAAUAUUUAUACAAAUCGGCAACAUUCCACAAUACCAACUCACCUAAAUGGAGUAAAAAUAGUGACCAGCAAUCACAACCCUUAUUCCAGAAUUCGCCAAAGUGGUGAACCCAUCUCUGCCAAACUAGAACCUAUUUACACUAAAAUCAACAGGAAUACCAACGAGAUCUGCCACUACAGUACUACCAACUCUUAAACCAAAAGAUUUAGGGUGGUAAACAUGUCGUAGUAAGUCCAAAAAAAUGUAUAGUUUGAAAUUUAAAUAAAAACGGCGUCACAGUAGGCAUAGAGAUAAUAACUUAGUUAGUACUCUAUUCACACUGUGUUUUUUUGUUUGGUAGAAAGAUUUAUAUAGAAAAAUUUGGUCAAUUGUCAAAAAUUUCAAACAAAAUCGAAUCCAUUUUGGGUAAUGACGUAAAAAAAACGAUACCAUACGUCAUUUUUAGCUAAAUCAUCACUAAAUAAUAAUGAUAAUAACAUUGAAAGUAUUAUUUAUACCAAAGACUACAUAUAAUUAUAGGCAAAUAUAUCCAAAAACUUUAAGAAAACCCUUAUAUAAUAUGUAAAUAAUACUAUAUCGCAAUUCUCUAUCUCCAAUCGAUGUGUUUUAGUUCUUAAAUCUUAUACAGGGUGAUAUAAAAAUUUGUUGUCCAUUUUUUGAAACACUCUGUAUAUUCUAGAAUACCUUUACUACCUUUCUCAAAUCACUUUAUCUUAAAGUAUAUCACAAUAUCAACUUAUUAUUAUUAAAUUAUUUAAAUAUAAUUAUAUACAAACAAGGCCUAUACUACUGUCUACACAGCGUGACAGAACAUAUAUCUGUCAAAAAACGUGGCCAUACUAUUUUUUCCUUCACUUCUGAACUUUUAACGACAAACCGGCAACGUUUUUAUAGUAGAAUUCUACACAGUUGCCAUAUCGGUUUCCUUAUCCUAACUCAGUCUGACAAUACUUUUUCUAUCUUCAAUUUGCGUCAAACUAAGGUAGCUAGAUUCUUCUUAUAGUCAGCCAUAGAUCACAAUAUGUUCUUUAAAACAAAAGUUAAAAAAAACGAAAUGGUUGCCAGAUACAAAUAAAUUAUGAGUAAUUUCAUAAAAAAUUUCAAAAAAAAACCUAUGGCUGACUUACCUUACCUUUUUCUCAACAACUUUAGUAUACAGGGUACUUAGAAAGACUCCUAUAUAUCUGGCAGCACAAUUCCACAAAGCCUAUUGACAUUAUAUACUGACAAACCGAAAUAUAACUACGCACAAUACAAUUAAAGUUUUUUUUUUCAAAUACCCUGUAUAUUUUAGCGUACUAAAAAAAUAAAUAUGAAUGAAAUUGAUGACAAAUAAUUAUUUCAAGUAUUUAAGCGUAUAUAAGAUAUACAUGUAUACAGGUUUAUGUGUAUUCGUCGAUAUACUGGAUUUUUAUAUUUUGUAAUUUUAAUGUUAACAUCUCAAAAAAAAAUAACUCAAAUGUCAUUGUGUGAGAGACAAAAAAAGUAAAUUUAAGAAAACAAAAAUGAUGAUAAUAAUAUCUGUACUAUGUCAUAUCAUCUUUGUCGUAGAAUUAAAAAAAUAGACAUAUAGAGCAAAAAAACAAGAUCAAAUACAUUUCAAACAUCAUCACUAGUGAUAGGAGAAUCAUGCAACAAUAACUAAUAAUAAUUAUAACUAAUAAUAAUAAUAAUAUCAUCCUUAGCUUUUGUAUGGACCGUAUUAUUUGUAAUAAUAUUUAUACAACAUAUUUGUAACCUUACAUGUGAUGCUCACCCCUAUCUGUAUUUGUACGAUGACAUAUUUGACGUUUUGUGCUGUCAAACUGUCAAUCAACCUAGUCACUAUUGUACGAAAAAUAAUUUACUACACGAUAAAUACUUAUAAACAUAUGUAAGUUUGAAUGAAUCUUGAAUUAUCUAGAAAAUUCAAAGUAAAUAGAAAAAGAAUGACAUAUCUGUGUAUUGACAGCACAAGAUCAGUAGCAAAAACACUACUUAAAAAGUAUCCGUAAAUGUUAUAGAUUAGUGACAAUAUAUUUUUUCAAAUUUAAUGUCUUUCUUGAGUAAUUGUCAAUUGAUUAUGUUGAAAAUGUAUGAUAGUGCAGAAAUUUAAACAAGUAAAAAACAGCUGCUUUUUGACAUGUUUUACUUAUCCGUUUUUAAUUCAUGGCCAUUUUCAAUUUAAUGUCCUGUAUACAUCAUUUAUUUUGGACCAUACAAAAAUUAUAGGCAAAAUAAAUAAAAUAAUACCAAAAUUACUCCUUGUAACUGAAAUUCAUACUUUUGCAGUAAAUCCUUGAGUUUAAAUAGUUCGUAACAUAAAAAUUAUUAUACUUACAAUAUGUAAAACAAAACUAAUUAAUUAUUCUGGGGGCUGGCAAAGGUUAGU